Molecule: messenger RNA, 10595 nt
Organism: Anguilla rostrata (American eel)
Lineage: Eukaryota; Metazoa; Chordata; Actinopteri; Anguilliformes; Anguillidae
Gene: bltp3a
Product: bridge-like lipid transfer protein family member 3A
Exons: 24
Coding region: 1576-5760 (1394 amino acids)
Source: RefSeq, a predicted model, not a curated record
CAGGCGGAGCCAUGAUACCCCCUCCGCCCAACAUAAGUGGUCCACCGCGCCCUGGAAUGCUACCAGCGCCCCCUAUGGGUGGUCCUCCCAUGAUGCCUAUGAUGGGCCCGCCUCCACCUGGGAUGAUGCCUGGUGGACCAGAAACUAGAAAAGAACAGCUGAUCCGAAUCGGACCAGACUGUGGCAUCUUCCCACGCUUCCACCUGGAGCCAGCCCCAGGCAUGCGACCGCCAAUGGGAGGCCAUAUGCAGAUGAUGCCUGGACCGCCCAUGAUGCGCCCUCCAUCUCGCCCCAUGAUGGUGCCCAUCAGACCUGGCAUGGUGCGGCCCGAUCGAUAGGCGCCGCCGCCCUCGCCUCCUGAGACAUGACUGCUGCUGCUGCAACCCACCACCCACCGAUCUGGAGUUUAGUGCAUUUUCUGAUGGCGGGUGAACACCUCCUCGCUCCACUUGGUUUCACUGUGUGUACCAGGUUUUCAUUUGAAGUUUUGACAAGCUUUUUGGGUGCCAUGAUUUUAAUGUUUCUUUUUUUUUGUUUUUUUUUUAUUUUGUACUGUGUUGAGUGAUAAAUUAUUUGAAUCCUGUUGUGCAAAAUGUUUUUUUUUCCCUGUGUGAACAGUUUCAGCCCAAAAAGCUGAAGAAUAAAUUGUGAAACAAAAGGAGUGUCUUGGGUCUGGCAGCUAUAAGAUGCUUUUGUUCUGUGCUUAUGUAUCUUUAUUUUGUCACUUCAGUGAUGUUGUAUGAAGCUUCAAUUUCUUUCUCUGACAUUUCCUAAGUAAUGGAAAAGAUUGACAUUUAUUUGCAAAAGCUGUGGUGCAGGUACAAAGUGGAUCAUAGAUGGGUUUGUAAUGUUGUACUUGCCAUGUUGUCCUCAGGUCACAUUUUUGCUGUCAGUUUUAAAUGAGACUACACUACUCAUUACAUUAUUGAGUUAAAAAAAAUAUUUUAAGAUUGCACACUUCAUGUUCUCUGUGUUCUUCACCUGGCCUGUUUAAAUAAAUUUGCUCGAAAUGAGCAAAUCACUCCGAAUCAACAGAUUUUUAAUUCUGAAUCUACAAUCUCUUUAUUAGAAAGGGAUAGUUGUCUUUAUUUCCUUUGAGCCAUUACAAAGAUUCUAGUUACAGUACAUCUGAUUCAGGUAUGUGGUGGAUGGUCUCAUUGUUAUUAAAAACAGUAUGCUUUAUAAAUGCUGUAUAUAAAUAUAAAUAAACGCACUUCAUUGUAAAAACAGUUGUCAUUGUUUUGAAAAGCAGGAAUUAUGACUUGGAAUGAAUUUGUUCUAGCUGUUUUUUUAAUAUUCAAUGGGUGGCGCUAGAAUGCCAUAAAAUGGUUUGCGUUGUUGAGACGGGCCAUUUUGGCUCAAAAGUAAACUCAUUCGUCUGUGUCCACCUUUUAAUAGCGCUGUGCUUUCUGGGACGGUGGAAGACUGGAUGACCGGCGCUCUUGAGUGCCCUGGAUGAAAACUAAAAAGGGUUUUUUUUUCUUCUCUUUUUGAAGAUGCCGGACGGGGGAAAAUGUGGUAGAACAGAGGGUCCUCUAAAAAGCAAUUUCUGGUCUCCUUAAGGGGUCGCCAGCCAUGGCAGGGAUUAUUAAAAAGCAAAUCUUGAAACAUUUAUCCAGGUUCACCAAGAACCUCUCCCCCGACAAGAUCAACCUGAGCACGCUCAAGGGGGAGGGGCAGCUGUCGAACCUGGAGCUGGACGAGGAGGUGCUGCAGAACAUGCUGGACCUGCCCACCUGGCUGGCCGUCACCCGCGUCUACUGCAACAAGGCCGCCAUCCGAAUACAAUGGACAAAGCUGAAGACCAGCCCCAUCUGCCUGUUCCUGGACAAGGUGGAGGUGGAGAUGAGGACCUGUGAGGAGCCCCGCCCCCCCAAUGGCCCCUCCCCCAUCGCCAUCACCGCUGGCCAGAGUGAGUACGGCUUUGCGGAGAAGGUGGUGGAGGGCAUGUCGGUGGUCAUCAACUCCAUCACCAUCAAAGUGCAGGCGCGGGCGUUCCGCGCGUCCUUCGAGCUCUGGCAGCUGCAGGGAAACAGCCUGAACCCCAAGUGGCAGCGCAGCGACCUCCGCUACACCCGCAUCACCGACCCCAAGAGAGGAGAGGUCCUGACGUUCAAGGAGAUAAACUGGCAGAGCCUGCGCAUCGAGGCGGACGCCAUGGAGAGCGGGGAGCAGGACCUGGGCAGCACCCCCCUCAGGCUCAUCACCAACCAGGGCCGCAUCCGCAUCGCCCUGAAGCGCCGGGUGAAGGACUGCAAUGUGCUGGCGUCCAAGCUGCUGUUCAUCCUGGACGACCUGCUGUGGGUGCUGACCGACUCUCAGCUGAAGGCCGUUAUCCACUACGCCAAGUCCCUGAGCGAGGCCAUGGAGAAGUCCGCUCAGCAGAGGAAGAACAUGGCCGCCGAGUCGCUGCAGACCGCACCCCCGUCCCCUGGGAUACACCCACUCUGGACCGAGCCCCCGCCCCCUCCCAGUGGCACCCCCAGCACUCUCAGCCAGUACUUUGAGCUCCACAACGUCAAGGAGUCAUCCUACCACACCCACAUAUCCCGCCUGGACCUGCACAUCUGCAACGACAGCUCCUCACUCAACCCAGACGAACCUCAACCGCGGAACGCCCAGGGGGCCAUGCAGCUGACCUUUCGGAAACUGGGCUUCGACUACUACCCCUUCCACCGCCCCGGCGAUGGGUGUCGUCACUGGGAGCGUCACUGUGGGGCGAUGGACCUGCGGGCUCAGUGGGCCAGUAAACUGCUGCAGGAGUUCCAGAAGCGCGUGGAGGCGUCCGGCUUUCCCGGGCCGCACUCGGAAGACCCCUCUGCAGCCAGGGACUCCCCCUCUAAGAGGGCCCAGGAGGGAGAGUCCACGCCGAAAUCCAGCCCCCCUGACCGAGGGCAGACGUCCCGCCGGAGCUCCAACGCCCCUCCCCCGACCUCCAGCCCCCAGCGCAGCCCCUGGAAGAGGCUGCACUCCAGCGUGGUGGUGGUACGAUUGGACGACUUGGACAUCCAUCAAGUGUCCACUGGGGGGCGCCAUAGCAAGAAGACCCAGUCCCUUCUGUCCUGCAACCGCAAGGCCCUCGCAGACAACGUGCCUGCCAUCCACCUGCAGUUUACAGAGUACUACUUCCCCGACAACCCCGGGCUGCCUGUGCCCUGCUCCAACCUGUACGGGCAGCUGAACGGCCUGCAGCUGUGCCUGGACCCGGCCAGCCUGCUGUGGAUGAACCUGUUCUCCCAGGGCCUGCUGCGGACCCUGGAGCAGGUCAAGGCCUUCUACCACCUUCAGGACAGCGGCAAGGGGGAGGAGCAUGUGGACGCGCGCGUGGACGCCGCCCAGCUCAAGCUGGUGAUUCCGCUGGAGUCCUCCAUCUUGGACCACCCGGACCGGCCCCAGGCCCUGACCGUCGGCAUCCCCCAGGCCGUCUUCAGCAACACCCGCCACUCCCCCCACGCGUCCCGGGCCGACCUGCAGGGCACCUACCGCUCUUUCUCCUCCCCCUUCUUCCAAGCCCCCGCCCCCUGGCCCUUCCCGCGCGACCAGAGCACCUUCCACCCCCUGCCCCCAGCCUUCCUUCGGCACGCUCUGGACACGGACCCGCCCCCCCUCUCCGAAAAGCGGCCGCCCCGCAGCCAGGACGUCUGGUCCAUCAGCCUGUCCCGUCUGGGGCUCUGCUUCGAGGGGGCCCGCCGAGGCCCCAAGGGGAGGGCCCUGCCCUUCAUUGAGCCUUUCACCAUGGCCGUUUGGAUGUGCCGUCCGGCAGCCUUCGAGCACGGGCCCCUCCCCUCCUCGCCCCCGGGCCCCGCCCCCAACCUCAAAAGCUCCAGCAGCUUCAGCAACCACGUGGACUCCUCCCCCGAGAACCACGAAGGCGGGGUCAACAAGUCGAACACCGCCCACAACCUUCACGGCGUGGAGGAGGAGAAGGAGGCGGAGCUAGGACGAGAAGACUCCGCCCCCUCGGCCUCCGUCCAUAUCCUGGCCCAGGCCAUCACUCCGGUCAAGCUGUGGCUCAACCACUACCAGUAUGUGGCGCUGCUGCGGAUGAAGGACUCCCUGGCGAGGCUGGGGGCGGAGCUUGCGCGGGACACCCAGUGGGCGGGCGGGAAGCAGGUGGAGCCGCCCACCGUGUGCGUGGCGCUCAUGGUUGACACGGCGGAGGCGGGGCUACUGCUGCCCCCUGUAGCUGGCGAGCCCGAGCAGGAGGCCCGUUCCCCGGAGGAGACGGACAGCCCCAGCCUGUCCGACUCGGAGGGCUCCUCCACCAGGGAGCCCGCCGCCGGGGACGGGCCGCUCGAGGACGGCGGGGUCGCCAACGGCAACACCCCCUCCGCGCAGGAGCAGGAGCCGGACGGGCCGGUGGAGGAGGCCUGCGAGGCGAUGGAGGAGGCCCUGGAAGGGGAGGAGGGUCAGGAGGAGGACUCCCCGCUCCUGUCCCCGCCCCUCUCCCCGGUGACCCGCCCCCUGAAGUCCCGGGACGCGUCCUCCUUCAGCCUGGAGGGGGAGCUGUCCAGUGCGCUGACCGCCACCAAAGACGCCACCAAGGAGGCGCUGACGGCCUCGCUGGACCUCACCAAAGGGGCCCUGUCCAUCACUAAAGACGCCUUCAGCAUGCUGAGCCGCGGCUCCGCUAUGAGCAAGAUCUUCACCCCCCAGGCCAGGGAGCAGCCCCAGGACCCCGCCCCCGGGAACCUGCGCCUGCAGUCCAUGAAGCAGUCCCCCUCCCAGCACUCCUUCGACAGCGCCAUCAUGGACGGCAGCCUGCCCGAUGACGGGCUCUCCAUGGACAGCGACGCCAGCGACAACUUCAUCAUCCUCGACUCCGAGUCAGGCCUGGAGUCCCUGCGCCCAGAGAGCGCCCCCUCCCUGCCAGCCGACCCGUCCGGCAGCGCCAGCCCCGCCCCGGGCACGGAGGGCGGGUCCUCGGCCGACCUGAGCAGCUCCCUGUCCCAGAGCAUGGAGGACGUGGCCCAGGACACGGCCUCAGUAUUGCUGCUGCAGCUCAGUGUGGUGGGCUGCGUUGUUGACAUGAAGGGGGAGGACCUGGUGGUGGCGCUAGAGGCCCAGGACCUGAUGCCCAAACAGCUGGGCAACCAGAGAGUGUCUGAGCUGCUGGGGGGCGGGACCCUGGUUGGGUCCUCCCCACACCGGUCCCCAACCCCAGCCCCGGCCCCGUGGAAGGGCCCCCGGGAGGCCCCGGCGAUGAGCGUGCGGAUGGAGAUGGGCCCCUCGGCGGGCCGCCACUCCCCGCUGGCGGAGUCCGCGGGCUUCCUGGAGCUGCGCGUGCUGGGCUGCCAGGCCCAGCUGCUGGCCUCCACCCUCUCCAGCCUGGGGCCCUUCCUGGAGGACGAGCUGAGCGCCGACGUGCAGCCCAUGAGGCUUCGCCUGGACCGCACCCGCAUCACGCUCAAGGAUGAUGGGCCCAAGAUCUACCCCACCGCCCCCCGGCCCGUCCCCGUCAUCUUCGCCCUGGACCAGGUGGUGCUGGAGCGUGCCGACGAUGGGGUCUUCUGGCUCAGGGCCAACAGAAGUGUGACGCCAAAGCACUGCGAUACAUCAGGUGAGGAGGACACUGCGAACCAAGCUGAGGCAUGCUGGGAGCAAUCCAAUUGUGCUGACUCCGCCCCCCAACUGGACAACAAGGCCCAGUCCCUGGAAUCCCAGCUCUCCGACGCUCAGGCCGAUCUCGCCCGAGCCCUCUCAGAGAGAGAGCGCCUCCUGCUGGAGAUCCGCAAGUACGACCCACUGUUUAACCUCUGACCUCCCGCCGUUUAACCUCUGACCUCCCGCCAGCAGAGGGAGCCAUGCGGCAAGCGCAGGGGUUAACACGGCGAGCCGAGGAGCAGGCAGAGCUCCUGGGAGCAGGUAAGGGAGUGUGGGGGACACAGAGCACAAGGCCCAGCGCUCCUCGAACCCCGUGUCCUCUGCUUCAGCCAGCCAGAGGAGCGCACUGCGGGACCCACUUGAGAAGCUUAUAAAAUGGCGCACAACAGCAGUGGGGAUUCCCAGUGAAGCGACGGACAGGCGACCUUGUCCUGUCCGUCUGGGGCCCCCCAGCCUGCACCCUCUGCUUCUAUGCCACUCCAGCAUCCCCACCAAUCAAUGAAGAGUUAAUGUCACACUUAAAUCAAUUGCGUAGUCUCCCUGAAUCGCUUUCCUCUUAACUCCACACCAAGGCGAAUUUCAUUGUUUCAAAAAGCUGUGUCCAGUGAAUCAACCUCAGGUGUAAGUAAGGCAAGUUCUCCCGGUUCCAUGGUGGGAAAGGAAAGAGGAUUUGACCCGCCUGCCUGAUGGUUGAGAUCAUUCGGGAUUGGGCUCAGACGCUGAUAUCACACGUGACCGGUUUUCUGCCUUCUCAACCGACGACUUGAAAAAGUGCGCCUUCCUCAGUUUUUGAUGCUCCACCCUGGCUGGGGAAGUGAACUUUACCUCUCGAACCGUGGACUGCAGAGACGCGUCCUGUUCCGUGGCACGUGCGGUCUUGCCGCUGGACCUGACAGCAGUGAACAGUUAUUAUUCUGAAUUCAGCACGUGCGCACACGCAUAAACACACACAUACUCACACACGAGCCACAGCCAAACACGUGAUGAACGUUCCCGGUCUGGCAAGAGACAGACUCGUUCAUCUACUCAUUUAGCAGCGGGGUGAACGUGGUCGUUUUAGGUUCAACUAACUGUUGCCAAAAACCGGUUGCCUGUUUCACUGCCAGAGUGCUCUCAGUACUUUUGUUCGUCUCCUUUAAAUCCAUUGUUUUGGUGCAGGAAUAAUUAACCUUCAGGCAUGUUGUGAAGGCCACUACUAUUCAGAGAAUGCAGAUGUGUGAGUUUACAAGAGCCCAGAGGGCUUCAAAAAGCGUAGACAUUAGAAAUAUGUGCAAUGUACAGUAUCAACUGUAAAAGCGUAGACAUUAGAAAUAUGUGCAAUGUACAGUAUCAACUUGUUAAUAGAUGUACAUAACUUAUGUCUGUAUGUAUAUAUGUGUCAUUUUAAUGGCUGUUGUUUAAAUAACAAUGUAAUGCCAUAGAGCCGUUUCUUUAGGGAAGGACAAGGUGAAGAUCAGCACUUUUGACUAGACGCAGUUAUAUACUGUAAGGAAUUUGGCUCUACCUAGUGUGGGCACCAGGAACAACAACCAGGAACAACAACCCACCCAAUGCAGAAUAGUAUUACUGUACAGCAGCUUGCUGUACUGCUGCGUUUGCAGGCUCAGGACACGUCCUCAUUUGGGGUUUGGGCCCCCAGAUCAAAAGUAUUGCCAUCUAAGGCACAUUUUGUGCUGUAUUCUUUUAUCCGUUAUUUUGGAAGGUGCAGAAAAAAGAGAAAAAUAAGCUUAUGUUGAAAUCAAGGGAAAUGGUUGGGUGGACACUGGGUAAACCUUCCCCGAAUGGAACGGGAAGGUGAAUCCCUGAAGUUAACGGAUUUAAACACACCGUGACGCAGACCUUGGUUAAAACAUUACUUGGAUAAAUAGCGUAUCAGUGUUGUUCUCAUCUCAUGGCAUGGCAGGACACCUGGAAACCAGCUGGUUGUUGCCAUGACGUCCCAGUCAACCUCGUCAGGCAGGCCGUAAAUAAAAAUGUGGAAAUCCUGUCCUCCUUCGGACGAGGACGGCAAAUGUCCACAUCCUCUGAUUUGUCCCGAGAGGAGAAUGAUGAAACACUAUGUCAUACGUGUGGCCAAUCAGCAGCUGCAGCUGUCGAUGUGAAUGAACUGGAGCUGACCUGUGCGAAGCUCCUAACUCACCAGUGCCAGCUGCUUUCUGGUGCCUAGCGGAGGAUCAGUGGGGGGAAAGAUGAGUGUCCCGUGCCUGACUCGAGUGCCAAAGCCUCAAGACCCUGACUGUCUUUAAAGGAAGACCGGGUUAUUCAUUUAAAAAUGUGAUUUUUUUUGUGUGGUUUUGAAUGGACUUUUCAGUUACGCCUCCUACCGUUUUUACUUUGGUGUUACGGGAUUUUGAGAGCCACACCCUCGCACGCAUUCACGCACACUAAUGCACAAGGUCAAAUGUUAGUCAGUUAAUCCAAAUGAUAAGUAACAAUGACCUGCAGUUACGGCCUGUGUCCUGCUAAUCAAGAAGAAUGGUUUUAAAACUGGAGAUAACACAUCAGUUCAGGUGAUGGCAGUCAUGUCCUCCUUUGAAAUUAUAUCUGUAUAAAACUGGAGUUGAAUGAUCAGGUAUUAAGCCAGAGGCAGUACUGCUGGGAUAAUGUUGUUAUGUAUUGGAACACAUAUCACAGACAAUGGAUUUACUGUCAACAUCAUUCAGCUGUCUAACAAAGGUCACUGGUUAUGCUGCUAAAGAUAUGUCAGUACCAUUGUUCUACAAAUGUGACCUCCACUUUCCAGAAUUCUCCUUUCAAUAUUCAUGCAUACAGACUGCAUGCUCUAAAAGUGUUAAGUCGUGAUUUUGUUAUUAGUUCAUCAUGACUCCUGCCGUUUCUUCUGUAGAUUAAUGAGGUGUUAAUUGUUGGAACUUGCUAGACCUAGAUUAGAUCAUCAGUAGUUUUAUUUGAAUUUACUAAAUUUGUCAUGGUCAUAAACGUAGGUCUACUCACUGGACAUUUGAGACCUCUGGUGGUCAGAAGAGGCCACUGCAGUAAGUCUCAAAUAGGCUGUCCUUGGCUGACUUCACUGAAAUCCAUGCCACUGAUUCAUCACAAUAACGUGUCAUUUCCGACACCUGGCUGAAACAUUGUCUUCCAAAAAAUAAACAUGUAUUGUAUAAUGUACCUGGGACAGGGUGCUUGGAAGAUAAGCGUUUUCUCCAGGUAUUAACACAAAAAUAGCUUUAGAAAUGCGGAAUGUGAAACUGGUUCACCUGUGCUGUACACGUGUACUGUACUGGACUGAACUGCGCAAAUGUUUGUUUCUGUUACUUUGCUGUUAUAUUGUGCUUGUGGGAUUGGUGAUCGAUCCAUUAUAGGCUGUCUAACCAGUGGAUAUCCAGCUUGGAAGAAAAACCUUAUAUGAAGUAGAAAGUUUGGUACUGCUGCCUGGACAUAAAUAUAUUUUGACAGGGAAGUGAAGGGCAGGUAUCAGUUUUGCGAUACACAAGUACUGAACUGACUAUCACACUGCUUAUUUCAUCUUCAUCUUUUCAGCACUCCCCUGACUACUUUCUAAAAGACAAUCUUAUGAAUUAAGAGCAUCAGGAAUACUGCAUUCUUGACCUUGGUCGCACAACUUCAUGACCAUUCAUAAACAGAUUACAAUGCUUUGGCUUCAGUGUUAGGGAGACCGCAAAUUAAAUGUUUAAAAUACAGAACUGAGGAGGCUAUCUGGUACCACUAUAGAAUAUUUGGCUCCACUGCCCUACACAGCACAUUGGGCUGUGGUCAUAGGGCAACCCUGGAGGACAGAUGCUUGUUCUUGGGGCCACUGGCCACCCACUUGUGACAGUUCAGCUGCAGACUGGUUUCCAUUUGCACAUGGACUUUUAAGCCUGUUCUGCCUGUGGCCUUGGAAGCUUGUGGGAUUUUGAAGGGAGGAGAUGGAAUGAUGGGUGGGGCUAAGGCUCCCAUUGCUCCCUGUGUGUCAUGUGGGAAUUCUGCGACCCCCCGAACCACAGGUUACCAUGACAGCACGCCGUGCCCUCGCCCAGUGAAUGCCACUGACGCAUGCCUGUGUCUCAGCACCAAGCCCAUUCACUCUUUCUGUUACAUAAAGCAUCUGGAUUCCUGGGCAAAUUAUUUACUUUUACCAAAUGGAAAAAUAUUUUAAAAUGGUGCAAAUAAUGGGUCAACAGUCCAGUGAUGUAGCCAUGUAUGUAUAGCAAUGGGUUUUAGACCUGGAAGGGAAUGAGUGUUUGUGCAAAAUCUAACCUUUUUAUGGAGACAUUGUAUUAUUUCUGAAAUGUUUUAGUACGAGUAAGAGUACGUUUAGGUUCUUUAUGCUUUUUAAACAACUGUGCAUUCCUUAGUUCAGAGGGGCUGACCCAGGUCCUGGUGAGCUGCAGGGUCUGCUAGUUUUUUUUUUACUCAGUACGUAAUUGAUCAAUUAAAGCAGGUGAUUACAGUUAACUUACCUUACCUGGUUUCUUUGGUCUAAGUGGUUGUUGUAUUUAAGGUGAAAACAAAAACCAGCAGACCCUGCUGCUCCCUAGGACCAGGGGUGCCUCCCCUCCCCCCUCGCCCUAGUUUUUCAAUGAAGUGAAUUCACCAAAGACCUACACAGGCCUUUUUAUUUUUGUGAAAACCUCAAGAGGGGGAGGGAAGGCUGUGUCUUCAGUAAACUGGCACAGAGAUGAAAUCUGUAAGAAACUGUGUCUACCUUUGGAUUACAGAUCACCAUUAAUGUAUGGCACUGCAUAUUAACUUCAAAUUGCACUGGCUUGAAAGAGUGUAUUUAAGAUAGGACCCCAGUUGUUCUGUUGAAUACAGCCUUAUUUGGGUGAUGCAAAUUGAUGUGAACCGUUGUGGAGCCUCUGAGGCGCUAUUUGGUCAUGCGCAAGUUUUAGAAAUGCUACUUCAACUUUUUAUUUGUAAUGUCUUCACGUCAUUCGGUAUAAACUACAACUGGGUUCUGUGAACCAGCACAGUAUGUGUGACAGUGUUACAGAUCUGAUUGAAUAAAAACCUUGAUAACUCCCCCUGUG